Molecule: messenger RNA, 1434 nt
Organism: Chanos chanos (milkfish)
Lineage: Eukaryota; Metazoa; Chordata; Actinopteri; Gonorynchiformes; Chanidae
Gene: mrm3a
Product: mitochondrial rRNA methyltransferase 3a
Exons: 4
Coding region: 1-1419 (472 amino acids)
Biological process (GO): RNA processing
Molecular function (GO): RNA methyltransferase activity; RNA binding
Source: RefSeq, a predicted model, not a curated record
AUGGCGGCGUUCAUGAGAGGUGUGAGCCACGAGAUAUUAAUUUCUGUAGGGAGAAGUACGUUGUUUAGGAAAGCAGCGCCUACCGCUAUAGACUCAAGGAGAUAUGUCCGUGCUCUCAGACGAAGACCCGUAUCGGUGGUGUAUCCAGAUGGCCAGCGUGAGACAUUGCGAAAACCCUAUCAGAUACUCGAUUCUGAGAGUAAACAGUCUAAACAUCAACCCAGUACACUUCAGACAGAGAGACAAACGGCGGGCAAAGACAUCUUUAAAAAACAUGCUCCUCAAAAGGCGUCCACUAAGCACGGGGAUAACGCGGCGAUAACAGGUGAACAUUUGUCUCAGUUUACGGACGAACCGGGAUCAUUAAAAGAAAAACUCAGUGGUUUGCGAAUCGAAAAGGCUCUACCGGGUGACAAGAAAUUAGGGAAGGUCGUGAGUAUUGCUCGUUCAAGGACGUACCGGGAGCAGCAGGGGAAGAUAUUACUCGAGGGGCGACGUCUUAUUUGUGAUGCUCUGAACGCCGGAGCCAUACCUCAGAUCGUGUUCUUCAGUAAAGCAGAACGGCUGUGUGAGCUUCCCAUUGAAAAACUGAAACGAGCGUCUCUUGUCAAGGUCAAAUUUGAAGACAUCAAAAUUUGGUCUGAUUUGGUCACCCCACAAGGCGUGAUAGCAAUAUUUUCCAAACCCGAUACAUCUCGGUUGGAGUUUCCCAAGGAUCUCCGUCUUCAGACAGUCCCUUUGUCACUGAUCUGUGAUAACAUCCGUGACCCUGGGAAUCUGGGGACGAUUUUGCGAUGUGCUGCAGCUGCUGGCUGUGAUAGAGUGCUUCUCACUAAGGGAUGCGUGGAUGCCUGGGAACCAAAAGUGCUGCGAGCCGCGAUGGGUGCCCACUUCCGUCUCCCCAUCUUUCCCAGUUUGUCCUGGGAUGAUAUUCCAGAACACUUACCGGCGGCAGUGACGGUUCACGUAGCGGAUAACUGCAGCAGCUCACAGAGGGCCGAAGAAACAGAGACCCCAUCUAAGAGAGUCCUAAAACCAAGUGAUUUGGGAUGGGUUAGCAACAGGCCAAACAGUAAACAGAGACACUUUGAGGAGAUGGACUCAGACUCCGAUGAUGAGUUUGACGACUCAGAUGUUGAGGAUAAUGUGAGUAAAUUUUCUUUUCCCCGCGUGGAGCCCAAACUGUACCUUGAAAGCUGGAUUCAGAAAAACACUGCACUAGUCAUUGGUGGCGAGACACAUGGACUCAGCCUGGAAGCUCUCCAGCUAGCCGAGAAAACAGACGGUAGACGACUCUUUGUUCCUGUGGCUUUGGGAAUGGACAGUUUAAACUCUGCCAUGGCUGCCAGUAUUCUGUUGUUUGAGGGUAGAAGGCAGCUAUUGAGUCCUGGCAGAAGAGAAAAAUCUAAAAUACAUUGAAAAUUGCCUUUAUAU